This is a messenger RNA of Galendromus occidentalis (western predatory mite), 2469 nucleotides long. RefSeq names its product translational regulator orb2-like. Gene Ontology annotation, cellular component: synapse; nucleus; cytoplasm. The record is from RefSeq and is a predicted model, not a curated record. Gene Ontology annotation, biological process: negative regulation of cytoplasmic translation. Lineage: Eukaryota; Metazoa; Arthropoda; Arachnida; Mesostigmata; Phytoseiidae. Gene Ontology annotation, molecular function: ribosome binding; translation factor activity, RNA binding; mRNA regulatory element binding translation repressor activity. The transcript has 10 exons.
AUGCCUAUGGGAGACUACGGAGGCCUGACGGCAGGCGAGGUGCGAAGCGUAAGCCCCAGCUUCCCGCAGCCGGUCACCUCGCCCACGAGCCAGAGUUCCUCCCAGAACUCGAACGGAACUCCCGCAGGCACGCCCGGUGACGGCAGAGCGUCCGGAGAGUCUCAGGGAGGUGGAGUGUUCUACGGUGGUGGGGAUGGCGCCGAUUCGGACACACCGCCGCCGUCUGCGUCCGUCGUAAUUCAGAACGGCUGUCUAGAAAGCAACGAUUUGACGUCGAUCACGACGAAUGCGACAACGUUGACGUCUAUCGAUAGGGUUUCGAGCAAGUUAAGUAAUCAAGAUGGCAACGACGAGCUCUCCGCCGGAGGAAACUAUUGGUGUAGUCUAGACUGUGGAGGUGGUGUUAACAGUGCUGUUGGCAGUGGUGUUGGUGGUGUUAGUGGUGGGGGAAAUGGUGUCGUUGGUGUUGGCGGCAACGGCGUGUGCAUAGGCGGCGGCGGCGGCAACGGUAAUAAUCACUCCGAUCAGGUUAACGGGAUGAAUUCGCAAGUGAUGUUCCAGCGACGAGCCAUCACGGGCUCCCAUUCGAACGCCUCCUCGACCGUGACUACCUCGCUGGGAAUCGCCAAUGGAGCCUCCAACAACUCAGCAGCGAUGGCUGGUGGGAACGUCGGCUCCCAGUCGCGGCUUGUGAACUCGUCCUCGUCAAACCUCUUCGGCGCCUAUUCGGACUGGUCGGCAAGCCACGGCGGUCAUCCACAACAAGCGACCGCGUGGUCCUCGAACAGCGCGCUUGCGUGGCCUCCACAGAAGCGCCUGCUGAAUUCCAUGAGUACUUCGGUGACCGUGGGCUCGAUGAUCAAGUCAGCUCCCGCUCAGCAGGCGAUAGGUCAUCCUAUCGUCGGUUGUCAAACGAAGACGAACAUGAUCUCACCUUCGAAGUUCCGCCGGAGCACCACAAUGCCGCUUACCAAAUCAGGAUUUCACUCAUUCGCCGAUUUUCAAGACCAAGGACAGCCUGAAAUCAUCACUCACAACAUUUCCCUAUCUUUCCAGGAUCGUCAUUCGUUGGGUCUGAGUGGAAGCAGCGGCAACGGCUGCAGCCCCCUCGAUAAUCUGCGUUACCCUCUCGAACAACAACUCAUGGAAAUGAUGAGGCCCUCAACAGGAUCGGGAGCAGGGUCUAAUGGUCCUGUUCAGGAGCACGCUCAGGACCACUAUAAAGGGCAACGACAACAACAACGACAGCAUCGACGACAGCAUCGACGACAUUGACGACGCUGACAACAACGACAACAACAACGAAAAGAACAACAAGACAAGCAGAAGCAGCACAACGAUCACUCAUCGUUUCCGUCGCAGUACAAACGCUUCCCCUGUAGUAGAGCCCAUCAGAUACGGAACUAUGGACAUACACGAGUUUCUCAAAGGGCUCAAGGGAUACGCGUUUCGGGAGGCAAGGCUCCCUUCUUCUCCGGACUCGACGCCAACGGAGACUUGCUGGACGUGAACGGCUGUGCCGAACUGGCCAGCAACGGUCAUAUGGACUCACUUCAUCCGCAUCACGCCUCUUCCAAUAUUUCCCCUUCUGUGGCAGCAUCCCUCAGAUGUUCCCCUAAGUCGUCUGUAGCCUCGCACCACCACAGCUCGGUGGGCGGCACCGGCAGCAGCAGCUUGGGGGAAAGUUAUUCCCGGAAGGUUUUCGUAGGAGGUCUUCCUCCGGACAUCGACGAAGAAGAAAUUACUGCCAGUUUCCGCCGAUUCGGGCCGCUGGUGGUAGACUGGCCGCACAAGGCUGAGUCGAAAUCCUACUUCCCGCCCAAAGGUUAUGCAUUCUUACUGUUCCAGGACGAGCCCUCCGUGCAGGCUCUCAUCGACGCAUGCAUCCAGGAGGAUGACAAGCUAUAUCUUUGCGUGUCCUCUCCGACGAUCAAGGACAAGCCAGUUCAAAUUCGACCCUGGAGAUUAUCAGAUGCCGAUUUUGUAUUGGAUGCAUCUUUGCCUUUAGAUCCACGGAAGACAGUAUUUGUUGGCGGUGUACCGCGACCUCUCAAAGCUGUGGAGCUCGCCAUGAUCAUGGAUCGACUGUACGGGGGUGUGUGUUACGCUGGAAUCGACACCGACCCAGAACUGAAGUAUCCCAAGGGGGCUGGACGAGUUGCGUUUUCCAACCAGCAAAGUUAUAUCGCCGCGAUCUCUGCGCGCUUCGUUCAGCUGCAACAUGGUGACAUCGAAAAGAGGGUGGAGGUUAAACCUUACGUAUUGGAUGAUCAAAUGUGCGACGAAUGUCAGGGUACUCGAUGCGGAGGCAAAUUCGCUCCAUUCUUCUGCGCCAACGUAACGUGCUUACAGUACUACUGCGAGCACUGCUGGGCCGCAAUCCAUUCUAGACCCGGACGAGAAUUCCACAAGCCUCUCGUCAAGGAGGGCGCCGAUCGACCUCGCACAGUGCCCUUCAGGUGGUGCUAA